AUGCGGUACAUGGCCGACCGGGACGAGUCGCACACACACCCCGCGGAGGGGACGGCUUCGGCAGAGAAGCCGGAACAGAUGGCGUCUCCCUUGGAAAGCGACCACACGGCGGGUCGCCCGCCUCCGCAACCAGUUGCCGCUGAGCAUGGCGCUACGACCGUCCCUGUGGACGAUGUCGCGGCCGGGACGAUUGUGUUUGACCCGGAUCGGUUUUGGUGCAAGGAUGCGCCGUGUUUGGAGGUUGGUGAGCGUGUUCACCCGGUGGUGACACUGGCCUGUGUGGGCGUGAUCUCGUUGAACGAGUGCUGGGACCGCCUGCAAUGGGACGCGAGUGUGGAGGCGGACGCCUACGUCAGCGACAGCCACUUCACGGUGGAGUUGUGGUUUCGCAGCAUUUCCCCGUUGAUCGGGCCGAUGACCUACCGCGAGGUGGAGUGUGCCGUGGAACACUAUCUCGGCUGGUGUUCGGCGUCGGGUAGCAGCAUGCCGGCGUGGAAGACGAAGGUGGCGCAUAAGACCAUCGCGCUGGUCCGGCCGCAGUGGUUUGAGUUGGCGCGCAGACAGUCUCUGUCCAAGAUUCGGCCGUUGUAG
Purpureocillium lilacinum is the source of this 591-nucleotide messenger RNA. The record is from RefSeq and is a predicted model, not a curated record. Lineage: Eukaryota; Fungi; Ascomycota; Sordariomycetes; Hypocreales; Ophiocordycipitaceae.